AUGGAGCGGCCCGGGGUCUGGGGUGCGUGCGGCGGCCGCGGUCCGCCGGAACUCGGGCUGGUACUCCGGCUGGCGCUACUGCUGCUGGCUCGGACACCGUCGGGCCGCGCGGGGGCCCCCGAGGCGCAGGAGCCCGCGACAGCUGGCACAGUGGCCCCGGCGGGCGGCGACCGCUGCCGCGGCUACUACGAUGUGAUGGGCCAGUGGGACCCGCCCUUCAAUUGCAGCUCCGGCACCUACAACUUCUGCUGUGGGACGUGCGGCUACCGCUUUUGCUGCCACGACGGGCCGCGGCGCUUGGACCAGAGCCGCUGCUCCAACUACGACACGCCGGCCUGGGUGCAGACUGGUCGGCCACCGGCGCGCCCCCGGGAUACCGCGGCGCCCCGGGACCCCGGCCGCGAGCGCAGCCACACGGCCGUCUACGCGGUGUGUGGCGUCGCAGCGCUGCUGGUGCUGGCCGGCAUCGGGGUGCGCCUGGGCAUCGAGAGGGCGCACAGCCCGCGAGCUCGGCGCACUGUGACCAGGACACUGACGGAACUGUUGAAGCAACCGAGCCCCCAGGAGCCACUGCCGCCACCCCUGGGCCCACCUCUGGGCAGCUGUGUCCAGGUGCAGAUGGGUGAUUGCCUUCCUCGCGGCUCCCCCCACAACAGCACAGACAAGAAGCGCCUCAACAACGCGCCCCUGGGGUUGGCGACCCCCGCGCCAUUGCUCGGUCCCCGGCUGCAGGGGAGCGGCACCGUGACGCUGCAGCCCGACUACGCCCAAUACGCCACGCUGAAGGCCACCGCGCUGAAGGCCACAGAGGGCGCCCCCCAAGACUUCUACCAACGUUUCUCCGCCCCGGAGCCGCUCCAGCUGACCCUCCCGGCGCGAGCUCCGCGACCUCCCGAAGACUUUCCUGCGCUGCUCGAUGCCUGUCCCUGGGCCCCACCGGGCUAUCCGUCUUCCGCCGGCCCCGCUACCUCGGGCCACUAUAAGGCCUGGACCGCGGGCCGCCCGGGUCGGCCUGCACACCGAAGCCACCUGGCGACUCAAGCCUCCCCGGCGGCCCGGCGGUCCGGCCACGCGCCCGGACGCCAGUUCAGUGUGGAGAAGCUUCCUGAGACCUUCAGCGCGCAGCCCCCCGGCCUAUAUGGCAGCGCGGGCCGCGGACCUCGGCACCUGAGCACUAACAGCAAAGCCGAGGUCACCGUAUGA
Chrysochloris asiatica (Cape golden mole) is the source of this 1203-nucleotide messenger RNA. It is a transcript of the gene SHISA8, whose product is annotated as shisa family member 8. NCBI's taxonomy places the organism in Eukaryota, Metazoa, Chordata, Mammalia, Afrosoricida, Chrysochloridae. Gene Ontology annotation, biological process: regulation of short-term neuronal synaptic plasticity; regulation of AMPA receptor activity. Gene Ontology annotation, cellular component: postsynaptic density; dendritic spine membrane; AMPA glutamate receptor complex. Bases 1 to 1203 code for a protein of 400 amino acids. The transcript is spliced from 4 exons. The record is from RefSeq and is a predicted model, not a curated record.